Messenger RNA from Dothidotthia symphoricarpi CBS 119687, 1006 nucleotides. RefSeq lists its product as uncharacterized. Lineage: Eukaryota; Fungi; Ascomycota; Dothideomycetes; Pleosporales; Dothidotthiaceae. The coding region runs from base 1 to 996 and encodes 331 amino acids. The transcript is spliced from 5 exons. The record is from RefSeq and is a predicted model, not a curated record.
AUGAAUCAAGUCAUUGUGUCUGAUUCGAACCGAACACCCAUUAUCCAGAUCGCCACUUGGUUUUGCCUUGUAACGAGCCUUCUGGCUUUUCUCACGCAUGCCACCAUCAAGUUCUAUGUUUUCCGAUCUCUAAAAGUGGAGUCAGGGUUUGUACUCAUAUCUUUGGUCUUCUGCAUUGCACAGUCGAUCGCUGUGAUAUUACAAACUGAACAUGGUUUUGGAAAGCCAAUGACGACCUUAAGCAACUACGACAUCCAGUCAGAGCUCAAGAGUGAGUAUGCCGCAACGAUAUUACUGAUUGCCUCACUCGGUUUCUCGAAGCUCGCAGUUAUAGCAUUUGUCCAAAACUUAACACCGUCCCAGCUGCACCAAAAAAUCAACCUUGGUGUAGGAAUUUCCGCAUCUUUGUGGUUGUUGUGCUCAGUGUUGGUAGCGACUUUCCAGUGUCCUAUGCCACAUCCGUGGGACAAAACGCUCGACCGGUGCAUAGAUCGUUUUUCCUGGUGGAAUGCUGUGUCAAUCUUGAACAUUGUGACAGAAAUCGCAAUCGUGACGUUGGAACUCGGUAUAACAGCACAACUUCAUAUAGCACGUCAAAAGAAGGCAGUUGUUAUGAGCAUCUUCGCAUGCCGGUUGCUAGUUUUCAUUGGUGCUGCAAUUCAGCUUGCCUUUGUCUUUCACGAAAACAGAAACCCCUCCAUGAAACACGACUUGACCCUCGGGUUCUGGCGCUCAACAAUCUGCAAUCAGAUCGUUCAGUGUCUUGCUAUCGUCACGACAUGUCUGCCAUAUACCAAGAUAUUCAUGGAAGGCUUUGAAUCGGGGCUUAUGCGUUUGGAUGACUUGCGCCGACGAGGUGAACACAUCACGAAGGACGACUCAAGAAGGGAGUAUCAACUUAUGGAUGUCUCACGUUCUACUCGUGACAACACCAUCAAUGUGUCAAAGAGCUGGGCUGUUCAGGUGGAGCCUGCUAAGUGCGCUUCAUCUUCGUAGCGUUCGCGUG